Messenger RNA from Nerophis ophidion (straightnose pipefish), 4265 nucleotides. RefSeq names its product telomere repeat binding bouquet formation protein 1 (gene terb1). The transcript is spliced from 17 exons. The coding region runs from base 2093 to 4063 and encodes 656 amino acids. Lineage: Eukaryota; Metazoa; Chordata; Actinopteri; Syngnathiformes; Syngnathidae. The record is from RefSeq and is a predicted model, not a curated record. Gene Ontology annotation, biological process: homologous chromosome pairing at meiosis; meiotic attachment of telomere to nuclear envelope.
UUUAAAGUUGACAGAACGUUCACUCUGUAGCCUUAGCAUGCUAGCUGGCUAGCUUCGAUGUGAGCGUGAAAUGUGUUUCUUCAAAACACGACAGGGGUGAAACAACACGACACGCCGCAAUAUUGGCACUUGCGUCGUGUGUACGGAAAUAAAAAGACAACUAUUAGAUAAGUCUUUGAUGUUACCUUAGAAGAGUAUUGAAUGGACUCAAGUCAGAGAGGGACGCGUGUCGGCGACAUCAUCGGUGACGUAUGCAAUCAGGUGGGAGCGUCGUUGCAUUUUCCGCCAGUGACCUGCUGAAAUAGACGAUCUUUGUUUGGAAUGAUGGUGUAAAAUUAUAACAAGGCUAUUGUUCUUCGGGUUGAAUGUACUCAAUAAGUGAAUAGAAACGUUUGAAAUAUUUAGAGUUGCAUUGUCAGUACAAACAAAAUCACGCAAACAACUAAAUAAACCAUGUAUUUACUAGCGCAGUGGCGUUGAUUGAUUGAUUGAAACGUUUAUUAGUAGAUUGCACAGUACAGUACAUAUUCCGUACAAUUGACCACUAAAUGGUAACACCCCAACUUGUUUAAGUCGGGGUCCACGUUGAUCAAGUCAUGCUGUCAAAUUAAAAGCAUAAAAUGUAUUUUGUUCCCCUUAAUUACGUCUACAACGUGCCCUACUUCAUUUUCUGUCAGUGACGUGCUGAAAUAGACGAUCUUUGUUGGAGUUUUGUGUAAAAUUAUAACAAGUAUUGUUCUUCAGGUUUGAAUAUACUUAAUAAGUGGAUAGAAAGGUUUGAAAUAUUAAGAGUUGCAUUGUCAAAUACAAACAAAAUCAAGCAAACAGCAAAGAAAACCAUUUGCAUUUAUUUACAAGCGCAAUGACUGUCACAUUAAAAGCACACCUUUUUUUUGUCCGUGGUGCAACGACACGACGUUGAUCAAUUCAUGCUGUCAAAUUAAAAGCACAAAAUGUAUUUUUUUUCCCCCUUCUGGCCGUGGUGCUACCACACCAGACUCCAGUAUAAGAUUCUUAAUUACGUCUACAACGUGCCCGACUUCAUUUUCUGCCAGUGACGUGCUGAAAUAGACGAUCUUUGUUGGAGUUUUGCGUAAAAUUAUAACAAGUAUUGUUCUUCGCAGUUUGAAUAUACUUAAUAAGUGGAUACAAAAGUUUGAAAUAUUAAGAGUUGCAUUGUCAGAUACAAACGAAAUCAAGCAAACAGCAAAGUAAACCAUUUGCAUUUAUUUAUUAGCGCAAUGGCUGUCAAAUUAAACGCACACCUGUUUUUUUCGUCCGUGGUGCGACGACACGAGACUCCCGUAUAAUAUUCUUAAUUACGUCUACAAAAGGGACAAGCGGUAAGAAAUGGAUGGAUGGAUGGACGUGACCUUCUAAUUCGUUUUUUUUUGCCAGUGACGUGUUGAAAUAGACGAUCUUUGUUGGAGUUUUGUGUAAAAUUAUAACAAGGCUAUUGUUCUUCCGGUUUGAAUAUAUUUAAUAAGUGGAUAGAAAAGUUUGAAAAAUUAAGAGUUGCAUUGUCAAUACAGAUGAAAUCAAGCAAACAAGAAUAUGAAGCAUUUACAUGUAUUAUUUACCAGAGCGAUAUUGUCAAAUUAAAAGCACGCCAUUUAUUUUUAUUUUCUUCUGGGAGUGGUGCUUCCACACUAGACUCCAGUAUAAGACUCUUAAUUACGUCUACAACGUGGCCUUCUGGAAUACUAAAACAUAGAGACUGUCAAAUUUAACAUUUAGGGAGAGUGGUUUGAAGUAAACAUUUAGGAAAUUUGUGGGUCACAUAGUCACCAAUUUAUAUUGUAUAGUCCUCGAGUUUACCUAGCUAUGCUAAGCUAUUGACGUUAGCCUUGUCAUUUGUCUUACUUUUGAUAUUACAGUAAUAUUGAAGUGUUCAUAUACCUCAAAUUCUUUCUUUUAUUGUAAGUAGCAAAUUGUGGGUCGCAAACAUAUCGAAAUGGGGGUUUAUUAUACCCUUGGUAAAUCAGCUAAUCUAGUUUUGCUAUGGUAGCUUUUUUUCUCCACAUUGCUUAAUUGACUCGCAUCGACUCUUGGCAAAAACAACAAAACUUGUCAGUUCAAACUACCGGAAGAAAUGAGCGAUUUAAUGAUUUUCACCAACAACCGUAGUGCUACAAAAACAGAUCUCACUUUGCUUCUGGAGUGUGUCAAGUUCCAGAUGAACUGUCCUGCUCUGCAGAAGCAAGCCCUCGUCACCAUUAAUUCCAUAUGUGAGAAGAGAGAGGACAAUGUGGACCUGCUGAGAGAAAUUGGAGGGGUUGCAUUUUUGUACAACCUCUCUAAAUCUGGUGUUGUUCAUCCAGAUGUAAAGGUGACGACGCUGUUUGCACUGGGUACGCUAGCAGAGGCUAAUGUGCCCUGCAAGAAUUUUCUGUGUCGAAAGGAGAUGUUCAUGGACCUCGGUGGCUACAUAAGGGAAGAAAGCACUUCAAUAAGGCAGAAGAGUGUGUCUAUCUUUCUGCUGUCCGUGUUGGUGGCUAGCAACAAAGCAGGACAGACUUUAGCACAAACGACUGGCUGUGUAGAUAUCCUGCUGGACCUCUUCAGAACCACAUUCCCUGUUUCAAACGAAGAUUCUUUCAGUGACGCCAAAACUGCAGACAACCCACGUUUAUGGGUGUCGGUGUCAAGUGCCCUCUGUGGAUGUGUCAUCAACCCUCAGAAUGAGGCGGGUCAGCGUAUUUGCGUGGCGUCCUUUCCCGAAAUAAAAAAGUGGCUUCAUCAGGUUCCCCUGCCUAGCGGUGAAGUCUUUCAACACCUUUGCUCUUUCAUUGCAAUGACAGUUGCCAACAAUAUAUUUGUUCAGGAGCAUUUUGCUGCUUCUGGAGUUUUGGAAACUCUCAUUUGUACACUGAUACGCCUGACCUCUGAAUCCGAAACAAGCGCUUCGUCUUUCCACCGUUCAGUAACGAUAACCAAGACCUUGUCAGCUUGUGUUGCUGAUAACUCAGCACUGGCUUCAGAGUUGGCAAAGUACGGUGUAGUGUGUCAUCUCUUCUCCCUGCUGGCUAACCCAAACUUGGACAGCGAGGACGGGCUUACAGUGCUCAUCAUGAUGGGCCACUGCACGCAGGCCUCUGAGGAGCACCAGUGUCAGCUGGUGCAGUGUGGAGGCCUGCCACUCAUUAUCACGCUACUCGCUGAAGCAACCAGUGAGGCGGAAAGGAAGGCUGCAACAUUUAUACUGGAAACCUGCAAACAGGCCACCAUGUCCUUGGGAAUGUCUGCUGAGAGACUAAAGCAGGGAGAUGACACAAAAGAAGCGAUUGGCCAUCUUUCUCUUCCUCUGGCCUCACGUUUGGCGGAAGUCGACUAUUCUACACGGAUGGUCCCCACUUUUUCUAAAAUGCUGGACGCCAAUAAUGCUAUCAAGACCGAAGAGGAAGAAGACAUUCAAAUGAAGAGUGCACAGUUAGGUGAAAGGAGUCACAAAGAAAAGGCGGGAACAAGCAAAGGGAAAGUUCAGUGCCUAGUGUGCAAAGGCACCGGAUCCAUCAUACUUCCUCUUGCGGGAGACAGAGAUGCAGACACAGACAGUCACCCAUUGAAACCUCCAGAGCCUCAAGAACAAAAUGUGGGAGAAUCAUUUUUAUUCAGUGAUUGGAAAAAGUCACAGGACAAUGCUAUGCAAAUAAAGGAAAUACCAGAGGAGGAACAGUCCCGUUGUAUUGAAAGAUGUACAGCUUGUGUGCUACCUUUUGAGAGAGUGACCAGUCGCACUUUCGCGUCAAUCCUGUCGUCCUGCCAUCAGAACUGUGACAUGCACGGGGUUCUACUCAAUGCCACAGAACGCUUUAGGGCCCAUCACCACGUCGUGCUGUCUGAGGGAGACAACAACAAGGAUGACAUAAUGGAAGCGACUGAACAACAAUCGGAGAGAAUGUCAGUGUUGCAGGAGAGUCAGGAAGCCAGGGGACCAAGGAAGAUUCCAUGUUUAAACCUUUCUAAAAACGUUAGACUGACUCCCACCUACAAAGGAGCUAAGUACUCGCUGCCAAGAUGGAAACGCCAGAGGUAUAAUGGGAUUACUUUGAUGCCAAUGUGAAGAACUUUGAGCAAGACUGAAAAGUGAAGCCAUUGGAUGUUGCUGGCUCUGCAAUCCUGGACCAAAUAUCAUGUUCUGUAAUGUAUAAGAAUUGUUUUUCUACAGGUUUUAGUACUUUUUUUGUUGGAUAAAAACAUGUUCUGCAGCACCUUUUAUUCAUGUGCAGUCAUUGUUGAGAGUGUUUUUUUUUCAAUAUUAUUAA